Messenger RNA from Sorex fumeus (smoky shrew), 1589 nucleotides. It is a transcript of the gene SPCS1, whose product is annotated as signal peptidase complex subunit 1. Gene Ontology annotation, biological process: protein targeting to ER. The record is from RefSeq and is a predicted model, not a curated record. The transcript has 4 exons. Lineage: Eukaryota; Metazoa; Chordata; Mammalia; Eulipotyphla; Soricidae. Bases 22 to 753 code for a protein of 243 amino acids. Gene Ontology annotation, cellular component: endoplasmic reticulum membrane; signal peptidase complex.
GGGGAGGGUCCUCGCGUCGCCAUGGAGACGGAGGACGCGCCCGCGGCCCUUCAGCCGCGGCGGGUCCAGUCGUGUACCGCUCACGGGGGCCGAGGUCACGGCUCCCAGCACCCCGCAGCACUGCCGGAGAAGGCGUCUCGUGCACGGAAUGUCUCCUUUUGGGUGACACCGGUGUCCCCGCCCCCGUCGCGGGCGAAGCGUCGCUGUCUCGUCUGCAAGAAGAGCGCGGACGCCCCCGCCAUGACGCGGGGCGGGACCUGGGGCGGCCCGGAGCUGCCCGAGACUUCCGCUUCCGGGACCACGGCCGUCGCGCUUCCUGCCUCGUCCCAGCCGCCGGGCGGUCCGCGGAGCACGCCCCAGGCCCCGAGGCUUCCUGAGAAGCGGCCGCCCUCGCCCUGCCGCCCGUUCUCUCCCGGCCGCUGUCGCCCCCCGUCGCAACCAGACAUGCUGGAGCAUCUGAGCUCGCUGCCCACGCAGAUGGAUUACAAGGGCCAGAAGCUGGCCGAACAGAUGUUCCAGGGCAUCAUCCUUUUUUCUGCAAUAGUUGGAUUUAUCUACGGGUACGUGGCGGAGCAGUUCGGGUGGACAGUCUAUAUAGUUAUGGCCGGAUUUGCCUUUUCGUGUUUGCUGACGCUUCCUCCAUGGCCCAUUUACCGCCGGCACCCCCUAAAGUGGUUACCAGUUCAAGACUCUUGCACAGAGGACAAGAAGCCAGGGGAAAGAAAAGUUAAGAGGCAUGCUAAGAAUAACUGAUUCAGCUUUACUGUCACACCUGCUUUUGUUGCCUGAAGCGAAAUAAAUUGCUUUCGUAUCCAAAGCAUGAGUUAAAAAACCACCUCUUGAUGUUUUUGUGGCACAACUAUAUAUGGAUUUGUUCUCUUGAUACUUCACUUUUUAACUCGGUUGUUUAGCUGUUUUUUUCUUUUGGGGGGCCCACAGUCAGUGGUGUUCAGGGGUUACUCCUGGCUCUAUAAUCUAGAAUCACUCCUGGACAGCCUCAGGAACCAUUUGGAGUGCCUGGGGUGGAACCCAAAUUGGUCACAUGCAAGGUGGUCCCUUGCCCACUGUACUGUCUUUCUGGCCCCUAGCUGGGUUUUGAUUUAGAAAUAUUUUAGACAUUUUCUUCAUAAUCUUUCUCUGCAAUGAGUAACAGCACAAGUAUGCAAAUUUUCUUUCAGGUCUACGAAAACAAUUUCAUAAAUGGUAAUAAAACUAUAAGGAUUUUCUAAUUCAUUGUUUAGGAGUUAUUUGUUCUGCUCUUGUUUGAAGGACACAAUUUACAGCGUUGAGGGAUUAUUCCCAGCUUAGUACUUGGAGGUCCAGUCCUGGCAGUGCUUAAGGGACUCUGGACCUCUUGUAUGCAAAGCAUGCAUUCCAGCCCAUUGUAAUUAAUGUUUUAAGUUCAAACUCAGUGCAAGUCUAUGAAGAGUUUUUCACUGUUCUACAAGCAAGACACUAGUAAUAACCAUGUAAUUUCUCUAAUUUAUGAGUACCCUUUGCUCUCUACCAAAUAAAACCAGUUACUUCACAAAAACAAAAAGGGUAAGGUUCUGAAAGCAUCAUUAAGCACUACUUAUAUUUUCUGUAGC